AUGAUGCUUUUAAAGAGCUAUCCAUCUAUUUCCCCAAAGAGCAAUGGGCUGAAAUGGGAGAAUGGGAGAAAAUCCGCUAUAAAAACAUGAAAGAGAACUAUGAAUUUAUGACUAAACUAGGUCUUCCUAAUCCUAAACCAGCAUUUAUGUACCAUGUGCAGCAGUCCAAAAAAACUGCAGGGAAUGAGUCUUCUGAGUCAGAUGAAGAGUGGACACCAAAACCUUUAGUUAAACCUUUUAGACUAUCAUAUAAUUUGAAUAGCCUGAAAGAAGAAAAGAAGAAGAAACAGAACCAUGACCAAAAUAAGCAGAUAAACAUGGAGAAAUUCCCUAAAGAAGUUGUCUCCCCAAAUCAAGAUGAUGUCAGGAAAAUUCACAAAAAUACAUGUACAGACAUGUCUGUUCAUACCACGGACAUUGCUACAGAAACCAAAGCUGCUUUACCAAAGAAAUUUUUUUCUGAGGAAAAAGAGUCUGAGAAAAAAGAGCAGAACAAACCAGGUAGUAAAUACAGUUUACGGAAAAGAGAGAAAAAAACAUAUAUGGAAAUAAAUGAACCAAAAGAUGAUGAUUUCUUGUAUUGUGAAUAUUGCUCAGUAUUUUUUAUUGAUGAGUGUUCAGUUCAUGGUCUUCCAGUUUUCAUCAAAGAUGCAGCUGCAGAAAUAGGACUAGAAAAGAGAGCAGCUCUCACUUUACCCUCAGGUUUGAGAAUUGGCCCUUCUGAUAUCCCCAAUGCUGGCCUAGGAGUCUGGAAUGAAGGAGAAGUUAUCCCUGCAGGAAUUCACUUUGGACCAUAUGAAGGGGAAAUAACGGAGGAAGAGGAAGCAGCCAACAGCGGUUAUUCUUGGCUGAUUACUAAGGGGCAAAACUGCUAUGUUUAUGUUGAUGGAAAGGAUGAAACUAUCUCCAAUUGGAUGAGGUAUGUUAACUGUGCCAGGAAUGAGGAAGAACAAAACCUUGUUGCAUUUCAGUAUCAUGGUAAAAUUUUCUACCGAGCAUGUAAGAUAAUAUUCCUUCAUUCAGAGCUUUUGGUUUGGUAUGGAGAAGAAUAUGGAAAGGAGCUUUGUAUCAAGUGGGGAUCAAGAUGGAAAUCACAAAGAGUGCAUUGCCAGAAUUCACGCUUGAUAUUGCUGCAAGAUAUAACCUGUCAUGAGUGCUCCUGUUGUGAAAUGGCUUUCACUUCCAAGCACUACCUCAGCCAACAUAUGAGAUGGAAGCAUUCUGAGUAUGGAAUAUACAGUAAGGAACCAAAAGAUGUUGUGGAAGAGAAGUCUCUAUCCAAAAUCACAAAUGCUUCUUCUUAUAGUGUUACAUUGCAGCAGCUAAUGCCUAGUGGAGUGAACAAAAGUGAAGAAGACAAGCUACUUUUAAAAGAUGGGAACAUAAUGAUAGAGAAUAGAACUCUAAAUGCUUCCCAAAGAAAAAAGCUUCCUUUAUACAGUGAAGGUGGGGCAACCUUAAGACAGUUACACUUGGCCAGCCAAAUGCACACAGGAGAGAAGCCAUAUCCAUGUAGCUUGUGUGGGAAAAGCUUCAGCUGCUCAUCAAAACUGGCCCGUCAUAAGCAAACACACACAGGAGAGAAGCCAUAUCCAUGUACCAUGUGUGGGAAAAGCUUCAGCUACUCAUCAGCCCUGGCCUGUCACAAGCGAACGCACACAGGAGAGAAGCCAUAUUCAUGUAGUGUGUGUGGGAAAAGCUUCAGCUCCUCAUCAGCCCUGGCCCAUCACAAGCGAACACACACAGGAGAGAAGCCAAAUUCAUGUAGUGUGUGUGGGAAAAGCUUCAGCUACUCAUCAGUCCUGGCCAAGCACAAGCGAACGCACACAGGAGAGAAGCCAUAUUCAUGUAGUGUGUGUGGGAAAAGCUUCAGCUACUCAUCAGUCCUGGCCGAGCACAAGCGAACGCACACAGGAGAGAAGCCAUAUUCAUGUAGUGUGUGUGGGAAAAGCUUCAGCUACUCAUCAGACCUGGCCAAGCACAAGCGAACGCACACAGGAGAGAAGCCAUAUUCAUGUAGUGUGUGUGGGAAAAGCUUCAGCUACUCAUCAGUCCUGGCCGAGCACAAGCGAACGCACACAGGAGAGAAGCCAUAUUCAUGUAGCGUGUGUGGGAAAAGUUUCUCCCAGUCAUCAAAACUGGCCUGUCACAAGCGAACACACACAGGAGAGAAGCCAUAUUCAUGUAGUGUGUGUGGGAAAAGCUUCAGCUACUCAUCAGUCCUGGCCGAGCACAAGCGAACGCACACAGGAGAGAAGCCAUAUUCAUGUAGUGUGUGUGGGAAAAGCUUCAGCUACUCAUCAGACCUGGCCAAGCACAAGCGAACGCACACAGGAGAGAAGCCAUAUUCAUGUAGUGUGUGUGGGAAAAGCUUCAGCUACUCAUCAGUCCUGGCCGAGCACAAGCGAACGCACACAGGAGAGAAGCCAUAUUCAUGUAGUGUGUGUGGGAAAAGCUUCAGCUACUCAUCAGACCUGGCCAAGCACAAGCGAACGCACACAGGAGAGAAGCCAUAUUCAUGUAGUGUGUGUGGGAAAAGCUUCAGCUACUCAUCAGUCCUGGCCGAGCACAAGCGAACGCACACAGGAGAGAAGCCAUAUUCAUGUAGCGUGUGUGGGAAAAGUUUCUCCCAGUCAUCAAAACUGGCCUGUCACAAGCGAACACACACAGGAGAGAAGCCAUAUUCAUGUAGUGUGUGUGGGAAAAGCUUCAGCUACUCAUCAGUCCUGGCCGAGCACAAGCGAACGCACACAGGAGAGAAGCCAUAUUCAUGUAGCGUGUGUGGGAAAAGUUUCUCCCAGUCAUCAAAACUGGCCUGUCACAAGCGAACACACACAGGAGAGAAGCCAUAUUCAUGUAGUGUGUGUGGGAAAAGCUUCAGCUACUCAUCAGACCUGGCCAAGCACAAGCGAACGCACACAGGAGAGAAGCCAUAUUCAUGUAGCGUGUGUGGGAAAAGUUUCUCCCAGUCAUCAAACCUGGCCCAGCACAAGCGAACACACACAGGAGAGUAGGUGAAUUGCUAGAUCUUAAUGAAGGGCA
Molecule: messenger RNA, 3042 nt
Organism: Heteronotia binoei (common prickly gecko)
Lineage: Eukaryota; Metazoa; Chordata; Lepidosauria; Squamata; Gekkonidae
Product: zinc finger protein 271-like
Exons: 9
Coding region: 54-3014 (986 amino acids)
Biological process (GO): regulation of transcription by RNA polymerase II
Cellular component (GO): nucleus
Molecular function (GO): DNA-binding transcription activator activity, RNA polymerase II-specific; protein binding; RNA polymerase II cis-regulatory region sequence-specific DNA binding
Source: RefSeq, a predicted model, not a curated record